Daldinia caldariorum is the source of this 585-nucleotide messenger RNA. RefSeq lists its product as uncharacterized. The coding region runs from base 1 to 585 and encodes 194 amino acids. The record is from RefSeq and is a predicted model, not a curated record. Lineage: Eukaryota; Fungi; Ascomycota; Sordariomycetes; Xylariales; Hypoxylaceae. The transcript has 2 exons.
AUGUACUCGCAACUCCUCUCUCUCGCCGCCCUUGCCGCCACCGUCUCGGGUCACGGCCUCAUCACGAAGCCCACCCCCCGCGGCCCAGGCGAUGCAUCCGCCGCGGCGUGCGGGUCCUCCGUCGUCGCCAACAUCAAGGGCGACCUGACCUCGCACGUCGAAGGGCUCCCUGAGCUCGCGGCUAAGGAUACGGGCUACCACGGCGAGCUCUGCAACCUCUGGUUGUGCCGCGGCCUGCAGUACGCCGACAACGCGGCAAACGUUCAGGCCUAUAAGCCCGGCCAGAAGGUCUCCAUCGAGGUCCAGCUCACCAUCCCGCACGUCGGCUCCGCCAACGUCUCCAUCGUUGAUACCAAGACCGACACAAUCAUCGGCAAACCCUUGCUCAGCUGGCCCUCGGGCUACGCCGACGAGCGCCAGUUCUACGCCCACCAGACCCCCGCCAACCAGACCAAGUUUGACGUUACUAUCCCCGAGGACCUUGGCUCCAAGUGCGCUACCGCCGGCUCUUGCGUUAUCCAAUGGUGGUGGUACGGCAAGGGAGCGAGACAGACCUACGAGAGCUGUAUCGACUUUACCGCUUAA